Acanthisitta chloris (rifleman) is the source of this 3274-nucleotide messenger RNA. Its product is annotated as attractin-like protein 1. Gene Ontology annotation, cellular component: Golgi apparatus. Gene Ontology annotation, molecular function: protein binding. The record is from RefSeq and is a predicted model, not a curated record. NCBI's taxonomy places the organism in Eukaryota, Metazoa, Chordata, Aves, Passeriformes, Acanthisittidae.
GCCCCCGCGGCCCCGGGCAGACCCUUCCCCUCCGCCUGCUGCUGCUGCUUCGCCUCGCUCCUGGAUGUGAACAGCUGGCUGCUCUUCUUCUACGGCUUCCUCUACCUGGCUCUCUAUGCCCAGGUGUCCCAGUCUAAGUCCUGCGACAAAAUCUCCUGCUUCUCGGGUCAUUGUGUCAACUCCACCUGCGUCUGCGACCAGGGCUGGGUGGGAGACCAGUGCCAGCACUGCCAGGGCAGGUUCAAGUUAACAGAACCUUCUGGAUAUUUAACAGAUGGACCAAUAAAUUAUAAAUACAAAACUAAAUGUACAUGGUUAAUUGAAGGAUACCCAAAUGCAAUAUUAAGAUUAAGAUUUAAUCACUUUGCCACAGAAUGUAGUUGGGACCAUAUGUAUGUAUAUGAUGGAGAUUCAAUAUAUGCACCUUUAAUAGCUGUAUUUAGUGGUCUAAUAGUCCCUGAAGUACGUGGAAAUGAAACUGUUCCUGAAGUAGUUACUACAUCUGGCUAUGCAUUGCUACACUUUUUUAGUGAUGCUGCUUAUAACCUAACAGGAUUUAACAUUUUCUAUUCAAUUAAUUCUUGUCCUAAUAACUGCUCAGAACAUGGAAAGUGUACAACCAGUGUGUCAGUACCAAGCCGGGUAUACUGUGAGUGUGACAAGUAUUGGAAAGGAGAAGCCUGUGAUAUUCCAUAUUGUAAGGCCAACUGUGGCAGUCCAGAUCACGGGUACUGUGACUUGACAGGCGAGAAGCUCUGUGUCUGCAACGACAGCUGGCAAGGUCCAGAUUGUUCUCUGAACGUCCCUUCCACGGAGUCUUACUGGAUUCUACCAAAUGUAAAGCCAUUCAGCCCUUCUGUGGGUCGAGCUUCCCAUAAGGCAGUCCUGCAUGGGAAGUUUAUGUGGGUUAUUGGUGGAUACACUUUUAACUACAGUUCAUUCCAAAUGGUGUUGAACUACAAUUUGGAAAGCAGUAUAUGGAAUGUAGUACCUGUAUCCAAAGGGCCACUCCAGAGAUAUGGACACACUCUUGCUUUGUAUCAGGAAGACAUCUACAUGUAUGGAGGCAAAAUUGAAACAAAUAAUGGCAACGUUACUGAUGAGCUGUGGAUUUUCAACAUACACAGUCAAACCUGGAGUACCAGAGUUCCUGCAGUACUUGUGCAUGGCCAGCAAUAUGCUGUGGAAGGUCAUUCAGCACACAUAGUAGAGCUGGACAGCAGAGAUGUGGUUAUGAUUAUAAUUUUUGGAUAUUCUUCCAUAUAUGGCUACACAAGCAUUGUGCAAGAAUACUACAUCAGAUCUAAUUCUUGGCUUGUACCAGAAACAAAAGGAGCAAUUGUGCAAGGUGGAUAUGGCCAUACCAGUGUCUAUGACGAACUGACAAAAUCUAUUUAUGUUCAUGGUGGAUACAAAGCAUUACCUGGCAAUAAAUAUGGACUGGUGGAUGAUCUUUACAGAUAUGAAGUUAAUACUCGGACAUGGACUAUAUUGAGAGAGAGUGGCUUUGCAAGAUACCUUCAUUCAGCUGUCUUAAUCAAUGGAGCUAUGCUCAUUUUUGGUGGAAACACUCAUAAUGAUACUUCCCUGAGUAAUGGUGCAAAGUGUUUUUCUGCUGACUUUCUAGCAUACGAUAUAGCUUGUGAUGAAUGGAAAGUUUUACCGAAACCUAAUCUGCAUCGAGAUGUCAACAGAUUUGGUCACACUGCUGUUGUCAGUAAUGGGUCCAUGUAUAUAUUUGGAGGUUUUUCAAGUGUUCUGUUGAAUGACAUCCUCGUGUACAAACCUCCAAACUGCGAAGCAUUCAGAGAUGAGGAGCUGUGUAAAAAUGCUCGUCCAGGAAUCAGGUGUCUGUGGAACAAGAAACAUUGUGAAUCCUGGGAAUCUGGACAUGCUAAUAACAUCCUUAGAGCAAAAUGUCCUAAGAAAACAGCUGCUGCAGAUGACAGAUGUUACCGAUACGCAGAUUGCGCGAGCUGUACCGCCAACACUAAUGGGUGCCAGUGGUGUGAUGACAAGAAAUGCAUUUCGGCAAAUAGCAACUGUAGCAUGUCGGUUAAAAACUACACCAAAUGUCAUGUGAGGAAUGAACAGAUCUGCAAUAAACUGACCAGCUGCAAGAGCUGCUCACUGCACCUGAACUGCCAGUGGGACCAGAGGCAGCAGGAGUGCCAGGCACUACCUGCUCAUCUGUGUGGGGAAGGAUGGAGUCAUAUUGGAGACGCCUGCCUCCGCAUCAAUUCCAGUCGGGAAAGUUAUGACAAUGCCAAGCUGUAUUGCUACAAUUUAAGUGGCAAUCUUGCCUCAUUAACAACCUCAAAAGAAGUGGAAUUUGUUCUGGAUGAAAUACAGAAGUAUACACUUCAGAAAAUUUCACCUUGGGUAGGUUUGCGCAAGAUCAACAUCUCCUACUGGGGCUGGGAUGACAUGUCUCCUUUUACAAAUACAACUCUGCAGUGGCUUCCUGGAGAGCCCAAUGACUCUGGCUUCUGUGCCUAUCUAGAGAGAGCAGAGGUGGCAGGUCUGAAAGCAAAUCCAUGCACUGCAAUGGCAGAUGGCCUUGUGUGUGAAAAACCUGUUGUCAGUCCCAACCAGAAUGCCAGGCCCUGCAAAAAGCCGUGCUCCCUGCGAACAACAUGUUCUAACUGCACCAGUAAUGGCAUGGAAUGUAUGUGGUGUAGCAGUACCAAACGGUGUGUUGACUCCAAUGCCUACAUAAUCUCCUUCCCAUAUGGACAGUGUCUAGAAUGGCAAACUGCCACAUGCUCCCCUCAAAACUGCUCUGGACUGAGGACAUGUGGACAGUGCUUGGAACAGCCUGGGUGUGGAUGGUGCAAUGAUCCCAGUAACACUGGCAAAGGACAAUGUUUGGAAGGAUCAUCAAGGGGCCCCAUGAAGCCUGUAGGUGCACACUCUAAUGAAAUGGUGCUUGAUACUAGUCUCUGCCCGAAAGAGAAAAAUUAUGAAUGGUCAUUUAUCCAGUGUCCAGCUUGCCAGUGUAAUGGCCACAGCACUUGCAUCAACAGUAAUGUCUGUGAUCAAUGUAAAAACCUAACAACAGGAAAACAGUGUGAGACAUGCAUGCCAGGAUAUUAUGGGGAUCCCACAAAUGGAGGACAGUGCACAGCUUGCACGUGCAGUGGACAUGCAAAUAUCUGUCAUAUGCAAACAGGAAAAUGUUUCUGCACAACUAAGGGAAUCAAAGGAGACCAGUGUCAACUCUGUGACUCUGAAAAUAGGUAUCUUGGAAAUCCACUUAGGGGAACAUGCUACU